Messenger RNA from Racocetra persica, 246 nucleotides. NCBI's taxonomy places the organism in Eukaryota, Fungi, Glomeromycota, Glomeromycetes, Diversisporales, Gigasporaceae. The record is from the annotation of a GenBank genome assembly.
AUGGUCGUGUGAUCAAAUGAUAAAACAUAUUGUUGAAGGUGGAAGAGAAAAGUGUGUUUCCGGAACCCCUGUCAAAUAUUCGGAAGUGUAUAAAGAUUGUUGGAAAGCUGUUUCAGAUGAUCGUCCAAGAUGCUUCAACGUCUUAAAAAGACUUGAGGAAGUCGAUACAAAUGAUAUAAUACUUGAUGACUUAGCUGAAAGAUGUCAGGCAUCAUCUGAGUUUAAUGAAAGCACUUCAAUUGAUGA